AUGUUUGGCAUUUCUACUCGCCGUCUUCAUUUUUUAGUAGGGGGAGCGGUGGCUGGUGUUAUAUCACGAACAGUUGUAGCGCCAUUAGAUCGUAUGCACACACUUACUGUAGCGCGUUCACAAGAGAAAACAGUAGAUAUGUUACAUGAGAUGUUAAUGAAUGAAGGGGUAUUAGGGUUAUGGCGAGGGAAUUUUGUGAAUUGUAUGAAAGUCGCUCCGACGACUGCGGUGAAGUUUUUUGUGACAGAGACUUUGAAGCGGAUGGCACAGAAAUAUUAUUUCCAAAGCACACGAAUUCCAUUUGGUAUCAAUUUUGGGAUAGGAGCUGUUGGUGCUAUUUGCUCGACUUUAGUGUCACACCCAAUUGAUGUUAUUAAGACUCGAAUGAGUAUCGAAACGACUAAAAUUAGAAAGUACGACACUUUCAUGGGGACCGCUCAGACUAUUAUAAAAGAAGAAGGCGUUCUUGGACUUUAUAAAGGUAUCAACUUCGCUAUAUUAUCAGUCACUCCUUUCCAAGCAGUUAACCACGCGUGCUUCGAAUUUGUCAGUCCUUUCGUCCCACAAAGCUCUUUGAAGAAAUUGUACCAAGGUUGUCUCUCAUCGUCGUUGGCUUUCUCAAUUUGUUACCCCCUCGACGUCGUCAAGAGAAAAUUGUUGGCUAAGAAGGCAGACUCCGUCGGAGAGGCAGUCGCUAAUAUCUUGAAAAAUGAAGGACCAAUCGGGUUUUAUAGAGGUUUCGGUGUCGGGUUCUUUAAGGUCGUCCCCCUUAUUUCGGUCCAAUUCUUCGCCUUCGAUCAAUACAAAAAAUUCUUCAAAUUGUGA
Molecule: messenger RNA, 825 nt
Organism: Entamoeba invadens IP1
Lineage: Eukaryota; Evosea; Mastigamoebida; Endamoebidae
Exons: 1
Coding region: 1-825 (274 amino acids)
Biological process (GO): transmembrane transport
Source: RefSeq, a predicted model, not a curated record